Cherax quadricarinatus is the source of this 1807-nucleotide messenger RNA. RefSeq names its product actin, cytoplasmic A3a-like. The record is from RefSeq and is a predicted model, not a curated record. Lineage: Eukaryota; Metazoa; Arthropoda; Malacostraca; Decapoda; Parastacidae. Gene Ontology annotation, biological process: mitotic cytokinesis.
CCACUGGGCCUUAUCGCGAGUUCAAACCCCACCCGUGGUAUGGUUUGUUUGCAAUCGUGUCAUUACGAUUUCACGAGUCAAAAUGAAAUUUGUGGAGCCUUCUGGGCUACAGAAGUGAAAAUUAAUUUCAGGAACCUACUGGAACUUUAUGAUAAACUAGAGAUAAUCAGGCUAGACACUGUUUUCUAGGACUGGCAGAAGGUAUCCAACCCUGUCUUAGAGAGACUAAUCCACAAACAAGAUGAAGGUAAGACGGUCAGGGUGAGACCUUUAAAGCAUUAAAUUAGACAAAAGUGAGAGUUCCUAAGGAUUAGUCGUAGGUCCCACACUGUUUCUGGUAUAUGUAAAUUUCCUUACAGAAUAAAUCAUCUACACAUCACACUUGCAGAUACAGAAAAGCUGCUGAGAAGGAUACGAACCGAGGUGUACAACAAGAAACUACAAGGAAACCUGAUCCAAGAACUAAAUGUUAGUUCUCAACGCCAAUAAGAGGAAAAUAAAGAGGAUGGGAGCCGGGGAAAUGCAACCACAUGACAGUUCCAGGACUUGGAGAAAAAAGCGACGUGAAGGUAGCAGACAUGUGCGAUGAGGAGACUUGUUCCUUGGUUGUGGACAAUGGCUCCGGCAUAGUCAAGGCCGGCUUCGCUGGUGACGACGCUCCCCGUUGUGUCUUUCCCUCCAUCGUCGGCCGUCCUCGUCACCAGGGUGUGAUGGUCGGUAUGGGUCAGAAGGACGCCUACGUCGGUGAUGAGGCCCAGAGCAAGAGAGGUAUCCUGACUCUCAAGUAUCCUGUAGAACACGGUAUCAUCACCAACUGGGACGACAUGGAGAAGAUCUGGCAUCACUCUUUCUACAACGAACUACGCAUUGCUCCUGAAGAGUGUGCAGUUCUUCUUACAGAGGCUCCUCUUAACCCGAAAGUUAAUCGAGAAAAAAUGACUCAAAUUAUGUUUGAAAUGUUUGCUACUCCCGCUGUGUACGUGGCCAUCCAGGCCGUGCUGUCCCUGUACGCAUCUGGUCGUACUACAGGCAUCGUUCUGGACUCUGGUGAUGGAGUCUCACACUGUGUUCCAAUCUUUGAGGGCUAUUGUCUUCCCCACGCCAUUCUUAGGCUUGACUUAGCGGGGCGAGAUUUAACAGAUUACCUCAUGAAAAUCAUGACUGAACGAGGAUACUCAUUUACUACAAGUGCUGAGCGAGAAAUUGUGCGGGAUAUAAAGGAGAAACUAUGUUAUGUGGCAUUAGAAUUUGAAGCUGAAAAGUCAGUCGCUGAUGCCUCUUCCUCACUGGACAAAUCUUACGAACUUCCUGAUGGACAAGUAGUGACGAUUGGAAAUGAGAGAUUUCGCUGUCCAGAAGCUCUUUUCCAGCCUUCACUCUUGGGGAUGGAAUGCUCUGGCCUUCAUGAAACAGUAUACACGUCUAUAAUGAAAUGCGAUGUUGACAUUAGGAGAGAAUUAUACGCUAAUAACGUUCUCUCUGGAGGUACCACUAUGUAUCCUGGUAUAUCUGACCGCAUGCAGAAGGAAAUCACUGCUCUGGCUCCCCCAACCAUCAAAAUCAAGAUCAUUGCUCCUCCCGAGCGUAAGUACUCCGUCUGGAUCGGUGGUUCCAUCCUGGGAUCACUGUCCACCUUCCAGUCCAUGUGGAUCACUAAGGCGGAUUAUGAUGAGUUCGGUCCAGCUAUAGUUCAUCGGAAGUGUUUCUAGAAUUCAACAUAGAUAUUAUUUUGAUUACAAAGUUUAUUUUUACCGAAUGUAUUAUAAAAUAUAAGAUAAUUUUGUAAAUUAAAAUGAAAGUAAAUAAA